AUGCACGACGACGACACCACCUCAUGUACGACGACGACGAUGGCGCGACAACGCCGGGACAUAAGUGAAUCGCCGAUAAAAACGGAAGCGGCAAGGCACAACAAUAGUCAAAGUAUCCGACGAAGUCGUGACCCGAACCCAAAACCAACGCGCAACUCCAGCCCACGUGUCACCGGCCUUCAAGUAUCCAUCGACGGCCACACGGUAACUGCCUUGAUAGACACAGGCGCCGACUACUCAGUCAUCAGUGGGUCAUUAGCAGCGAAAUUGAAGAAGGUAAAGACGACUUGGGACGGACCACAGAUCCGCACAGCGGGAGGCCACAUCCUCACCCCAUCGGGACAAUGUACUUCAAGAGUGACAUUUGACGGACACACAUACCUUAUGACUUUCUUGCUGCUGCCGCAGUGCUCCCGUGACGUGAUCCUCGGCAUGGACUUCUUGACUCAAAACAGAGCGGUUAUCGAUCUGUGGUCUAGGUCCAUCACACUUUUCUCGGAUGAGGCUGUAAAUUCGUCCUCGCGUCUGCACAAUCGUACGGCCCUCCGUGUGCUCGAGGAUGACGCGAGCAUCCCGCCCCGAUCAACUGCUCUAGUCACCGUAACCGCUGCCACUGCCGAAAACGCCCAUGGCAUCGUCGAAGGUAACAUACAGCUUUUGCUGGACCGAGAUGUUGCAAUCGCAAGAGGAAUUGCGGAUUUGCGCAAUGGAUACAGCUCAGUGCUGCUAACGAAUUUCAGCCAAGAGCACCGUCGCCUAUCCAAAGGCACGACCAUUGCCUUCCUCGAAGAAAUUGUCGAAGCGAGCGACGCCCUCGUCCUUUCAGACCCGGCAUCCACGACCCCACAGAUCCAAAACUCGGUGCCGACAUUCGACAUCAACCCUUCCCUGCCCCAGCACAAGCAGCAACUGCUCCAGAACCUUCUUCAAACAACCUUCCAGCGUCUAAUGGACACAGUACUGGCAGGCCUCAAGUGGCAAAUAUGUGUGGUGUACCUGGAUGAUGUUGUCGUCUUCGCCGCUAACUUCAGCGAUCACCUCAAAAGGCUUCGGACUGUAUUGGAGGCAAUCAAGUCAUCAGGGUUGAGGCUGAAGCCAGAAAAAUGUCAUUUCGCCUACGAAGAGCUGCAUUUUCUUGGCCACAUUAUAAGCAGAAAUGGGGUACGACCCGAUCCGCAGAAAACAACCGCUAUCGCACAGUUUCCCCAGCCGGACGACAAGAGAGCGGUGCGCAGAUUCUUAGGGCUGUGCGCGUAUUACCGGCGGUUCGUUAAGAACUUCUCGCACAUUGCGGAACCUUUGACACAGCUCACAAAAUCAGACGUGCCCUUCAAAUGGGAAGCUGCGCAACGCGACGCAUUCAAGGAACUUCAGCAGCGUUUGCAGUCACCGCCGGUGCUGGGUCACCUUGAUGAAAAUGCCGAAACUGAGAUACAUACGGACGCCAGCAGCAUUGGCUUAGGCGCCAUCCUCGUCCAGAAGCAGGAAGGCUGCGAGCGAGUUAUAGCGUAUGCAAGCCGGUCAUUGUCAAAGUCGGAAGCGAACUAUUCCACGUCUGAGAAGGAGUGUCUUGCAAUAGUAUGGGCCACGUCAAAAUUCCGCCCAUACUUGUAUGGAAGACCCUUCAAGGUUGUAACUGAUCAUCACGCGUUGUGCUGGUUGGCCAAUCUAAAAGACCCUUCCGGCCGCCUCGCUCGAUGGAGCCUACGGCUGCAGGAAUUUGACGUCAAAGUGGUCUACACUUCUGGCCGUAGGCACUCCGACGCAGACUGCCUGUCAAGAGCCCCCGUCGGUGCACCCCGAAACGACGAUGAUGACGAUGCCUUUCUUGGGCCCAUCAGCAGCAGCACAUUUGCGCAACAGCAGCGCUCAGAUCCGACCCUACAACAGCUGAUCAAGUACAUCGAAGGCAAGGCGUCCAUGCCCCCUGCGCCGUUCAAACCCUCCGAGAAGAAAUUCUGCAAGCGUUACAUGAUGAACCCACUGCUGGUCACCUCGGUUUUACACGUACACUCCGCAGAAUCCAGGACAGGUAUUACUGGCCCCGUCUCUCAGCAGAUGUUGCGCGAUACGUCAAGAGUUGCCGUGAAUGUCAGCGCCGGAAAAGACCUCCAACAAGACCAGCUGGACUUCUACAGCCAAUCCAACCACCAUCGAGACCAUUCCAGCAGAUUGGUAUGGACCUGCUUGGACCCUUCCCCACGUCAACCUCCGGUAUCAAGUGGAUUAUAG
This is a messenger RNA of Rhipicephalus sanguineus (brown dog tick), 2232 nucleotides long. RefSeq lists its product as uncharacterized. Gene Ontology annotation, molecular function: aspartic-type endopeptidase activity. The coding region runs from base 1 to 2232 and encodes 743 amino acids. The transcript has 3 exons. Gene Ontology annotation, biological process: proteolysis. Lineage: Eukaryota; Metazoa; Arthropoda; Arachnida; Ixodida; Ixodidae. The record is from RefSeq and is a predicted model, not a curated record.